AUCGCUUCUCCUCUACUUUUGCAGCUUGCUGAUUGUAUCCAGAUUGGGCUCCCUAUGCUAAUUUUGCUAGUUAUAUUCCAACAGUAUCUGCAACGAAUCCAUCGAGUUGCGAGCCCCAUGCUUGAAAGAUUUGCUUUGCUCUUUUGCGUCGGUCUCAUGUGGGCUUUUGCUGCUAUUCUUACUGAAGCCGGUGCUUACAAACAUGUUAAGGAGAGCACCAAGCAGAGUUGCUGUACUGACCAUUCAUACCUUAUUUCAUCUGCUCCAUGGAUCAAGAUUCCAUAUCCUUUCCAGUGGGGUACUCCCAUAUUUAGAGCAAGCCAUGUUUUUGGAAUGAUGGGGGCUGCCCUGGUUACGUCCGCAGAGUGCAUCACAACAUUUUAUGCAGCGUCAAGGCUAGCAGGUGCCACAAUCCCUCCUGCAUAUGUUAUAAGCAGAAGCAUUGGCCUUCAGGGUAUAGGACAGCUCCUUGAUGGGUUUUUUGGUGGUGUUGUUGGUACAACUGCAUCGGUUGAGAAUGUGGGCUUACUCGGGCUAACUCGAGUCGGGAGCAGAAGAGUUGUGGAGAUAUCCAGUGGUUUCAUGAUCUUCUUUUCUAUAUUUGGGAAAUUUGGAGCUCUCUUUGCAUCUAUUCCUUUGCCAAUUUUUGCGGCCGUAUAUUGCAUCCUGUAUGGCAUUGUCUCUGCGGUCGGGGUUUCGUUCAUUCAGUUUGCAAACAGCAACUCAAUGCGAAACAUCUACGUAUUGGGUGUGUCUCUGUUCAUGGGAAUAACCAUACCGCAAUAUUUCGUGAUGAAGACAGAUAUUGGUGGCCACGGACCUCUUAGGACCCACGCCGGAUGGUUCAAUGGGAUAUUGAACACAAUAUUUUCGUCGCCGGCAAGUGUUGCAAUGAUAGUUGGGACAGUUUUGGACAACACGCUGCGAGCUCGGGACACAUUGGAAGAGAGAGGCGUCGCGUGGUUAGUCCCAUUCCAGAGGAGGAGAGGAGAUAGCCGAAACGACGAAUUCUAUAGCUAUCCCCUCAGGAUUGAUGAAUAUAUUCCUUCUAGAUUUGCCAAGUAACUUUCAUCUCCUGCCAAAAAAAAUGUUCAUAUUGUAUUGUACUAUAUGUGAAUUUUGUACCUGUAACUUACCCAACUCUGUAAAGUUCUGUGGGCUUUUCAAAUGCUUUUUUUUUGUCCUCUUAUUUUGUUAUGCUGUAUUUUUUGGUUGGUGCUCUGUGUACACACCACCACUAACCUAUACACCAUUUUUGUUUUAAACAUUUUUUUUUGUUAUCAAAGAGUUAACCUUUGGGCUUUUCAAAUGUUUUAUUUGAGAGCAAAAGAAAGAAUUAACCUUGGG
Messenger RNA from Cuscuta campestris, 1347 nucleotides. The record is from the annotation of a GenBank genome assembly. Lineage: Eukaryota; Viridiplantae; Streptophyta; Magnoliopsida; Solanales; Convolvulaceae.